Molecule: messenger RNA, 1311 nt
Organism: Dichomitus squalens LYAD-421 SS1
Lineage: Eukaryota; Fungi; Basidiomycota; Agaricomycetes; Polyporales; Polyporaceae
Product: glycoside hydrolase family 13 protein
Exons: 10
Coding region: 1-1311 (436 amino acids)
Biological process (GO): carbohydrate metabolic process
Molecular function (GO): cation binding; alpha-amylase activity
Source: RefSeq, a predicted model, not a curated record
AUGUUUCAGUGGAACUGGGAUAGUAUCGCUCGAGAAUGUACAAACUUCGUCGGCCCUGCUGGCUAUGGGUAUGUCCAGGUCAAUCCGCCACAGGAACAUAUCCAAGGCGACUCCUGGUGGACCGAUUACCAGGCUGUAUCGUACCAGCUCACAUCGAAGCACGGCAACCGUGAUCAAUUUGCGAACAUGGUCCAGGCCUGCCAUGCUGCUGGUGUCGGUGUUAUAGUUGACACAAUUUGGAAUCACAUGUCAGGGGUCGACUCCGGUAAUGGUUAUGCAGGGUCUUCAUUCACGAAGUAUAACUACCCUGGGAUCUACCAAGACUCCGACUUCCACGCCUGCCGCCACGGGAUCGACCAAUGGAACAACGCGACGUCGAUCCAGACAUGCCAACUCGCUGGUUUAGCUGAUUUGGCCACAGAAAAGGAGCACGUUCGGAGUCGUUUGGCGCAGUACGGAAACGACUUACUCAGUCUCAACGUGGACGGUCUUCGAAUCGAUGCUGCGAAGCAUAUGGCCGUCGGCGACAUCUCGAACAUUCUGUCCCGCCUCAACAAGCAGGGCAAGAAUCUCUACGUCACUCAAGAAGUUGUCUACGGUGCUGGCCAGCCCGUGACACCGAAUCAAUACACUCAGAUGGGCCAUGUACAAGAAUUCCGCUUCAAAGACGCCCUCACAGCUGCGUUCACUGGCUCGAGUCGGCUGUCAGACCUCCAGAACCUGGAUAACAGAGGAUGGGUCCCGAGCGCCAAAGCAAACGUCUUCGUUGCCAAUCAUGACACUGAACGUGACACUCACGACCUCAAUUACAACUCUCCUUCCAACACCUAUAUCCUUGCCAACAUCUUCGCCCUCGCUCAUCCUUACGGCACUCCUACGGUCCUUUCGAGUUAUAGCUUUUCAAGUGGCGACACUGGUGCACCCAACGGCGGUACUGGAGUAUGCUCGGGCAAUGGCGGUUCGAAUGGCUGGCUCUGCCAGCACCGCUGGCAGGCCAUCUCAGGAAUGGUCGGCUUCCGCAACACCGUCGGGAAUGUGGAUAUCACCAACUGGACUGCUCCGGCUGCACAGAGGAUCGCUUUCGGGCGAGGGUCACUCGGGUUCGUCGCGAUCAAUAACGAAGAUUCGGAAUGGUGGAUGAAGUUCCAUACGUCUCUUCCGGAUGGAUCGUACUGCGAUGUGAUCAGUGGAAAACGGUCGUCGAACGGAAAGUGUAACGGUUCCACGAUCACGGUGUCUCAGGGCUCUUUCACCGCAACCGUUCCUGCCCGAGGGUCUAUUGCCAUCCACGCAGGGGCGAAAUCCUCUUGA